Molecule: messenger RNA, 3875 nt
Organism: Poecile atricapillus (Black-capped chickadee)
Lineage: Eukaryota; Metazoa; Chordata; Aves; Passeriformes; Paridae
Gene: PRKACB
Product: protein kinase cAMP-activated catalytic subunit beta
Exons: 10
Coding region: 653-1708 (351 amino acids)
Biological process (GO): peptidyl-serine phosphorylation
Cellular component (GO): cAMP-dependent protein kinase complex; nucleus
Molecular function (GO): ATP binding; cAMP-dependent protein kinase activity
Source: RefSeq, a predicted model, not a curated record
AGGCGGCAAGUGCGAGUUUCCUCCCGUCGGCCGCCGGGGUGCAGGCCCGGGCGAGUAUCCUCGGGGAUGCUCUGGGGCGCGGGGCGGGCGCAGCCGCAGGGCCGCGGCCCGCGCGGCCUCCCGGGGUCACCUUGGGCACAGCGGCCUCGCCCCCGCUUCAGCCGCUGCCCCGCGGGCGGGCCGGGCCUGCGGCAGCGGGGGCGCUCCGGGGCCGCCGCCCGCCAGCCCGGGGGUGCGGGGGCUGCCGAGACCCCGCGUGCGACGGCCAGGGGUACCGGCCGCCCCCCGCACCCCCGAGCCGCUGCCGGGCGGGGGGCGCCUCCCGGGGCUCCCGCAGCCCCUGCCCCGGGCCAGCCCCCGCCCGAGGCGGCGGCAGCAGCCCGGCCGUGGUCGGCUGCGCCCCCGCGGGCGGCGCAGCGGGAGGAGGCGCCGCCCCGGCCGUCAUUUCCGCCGAGUGCGGGGCGGGGGAGGGGGCAGAGCGCUCGCCUCCUCCUCCGCGGCGGCCGGAGACACAGAGACCCAGAGCGGGGCCAGGGCAGCUCCGCCGCCGCUGCCGCCGCCGCGCCCGCGGGCCGCGCCGCGCCGCCCCGCCAGCCGAGCCCGGCCCGGCCCCCCGCCCGGCAUCCCUCCCGCACCCCGCCCCGGCCCGGCCAUGGGGAACGCAGCCACCGCCAAGAAGGGCAACGAGAUCGAGAGCGUGAAAGAGUUCCUAGCCAAAGCCAAAGAAGACUUUUUAAGAAAAUGGGAAAGCCCCCCUCAGAAUACUGCUGGCCUAGAUGAUUUUGAGCGGCAAAAAACCCUUGGAACAGGAUCAUUUGGGAGAGUAAUGAUGGUGAAACAUAAAUCCACAGAACAGUAUUAUGCUAUGAAGAUACUGGACAAACAGAAGGUCGUCAAACUGAAGCAGAUAGAACACACACUGAAUGAGAAGAGGAUAUUACAAGCAGUGAACUUCCCUUUCCUUGUUAAACUGGAGUAUUCUUUUAAGGACAAUUCUAAUUUAUACAUGGUAAUGGAGUAUGUUCCUGGUGGAGAAAUGUUUUCACAUCUAAGAAGAAUCGGAAGGUUCAGUGAACCACAUGCACGGUUUUAUGCAGCUCAGAUAGUGCUAACAUUUGAGUACCUCCAUUCAUUAGACCUCAUCUACAGAGAUCUAAAGCCUGAAAAUCUUUUAAUUGAUCAGCAAGGAUACAUCCAGGUCACGGACUUUGGCUUUGCAAAAAGAGUAAAAGGCAGAACUUGGACGUUAUGUGGGACUCCAGAAUACCUGGCACCUGAAAUAAUUCUCAGCAAGGGUUACAACAAGGCAGUGGAUUGGUGGGCAUUAGGAGUGUUAAUCUAUGAAAUGGCAGCUGGAUAUCCCCCAUUCUUUGCAGAUCAGCCCAUUCAAAUUUACGAGAAGAUUGUGUCUGGCAAGGUGAGGUUCCCAUCACACUUCAGUUCAGACCUAAAGGAUCUUCUAAGAAAUUUACUCCAGGUAGAUUUGACCAAACGAUAUGGAAAUCUCAAGAAUGGUGUAAAUGACAUAAAGAAUCACAAGUGGUUUGCAACUACGGAUUGGAUUGCCAUUUAUCAGAGAAAGGUAGAAGCUCCAUUCAUACCAAAGUGCAGAGGUCCUGGAGAUACCAGCAACUUUGAUGACUAUGAAGAAGAAGAUAUUCGUGCUUCUCUAACAGAAAAAUGUGCAAAAGAAUUUGCUGAUUUUUAGUAGGAGUAAGAGGACAAGAUGACAUCAGGGCUCACAUUGGGAUCUUUGCACUCUGUUAACAGAUGAGGUGGAGCUGAGACCAUCAUAUGUCAAAACAGUUACCUAGUUACUUCAUUCCACAAAGCUGACUGAGGUCUUUAUUGCCAUCUUCCAUGUGUGCAGUUUGCACCAACCCUUCUAACUAGGCACAAUUAAGCAAGCACUGUUUGUGCAGUAACACAGAAUAAUAGACCACUUUCCUACUUAACUUUGGUUUCUGUCGUUCUUUGUUUCUGUGUAUUGUUCAUUUUCCCCCUUUGAAAUGAAGUAGUUUUUUACCCAAGAAUGCUCCAUUUUAUUUUGAAUAAUGUAUUAUUUGUGUGAGUGAAAUGGAAGGUGUUGCGGCUAGUGUGAUUUAGACUGAAGUGAAAGAUAAAUGUUGCUUCUAGUCUGUGCCAGCCAAUAAUUCAUGUCUGUCUUGUGUCUGAUGCUACAAUUUAUAAUAAUUUUUUAGUAGCUCAGACUAAACCUAGCCAACAUUUUUAGCAUUUUUGAAGGUAGUAUUUAUCGCCAUAUAAAUGUCUGCUAAAUUAACUUAAAAACAUUUCUUCCUGGAGGCUGACCAAAAUUCAGUAGAAUCAAUUGGAUGGCUUAAGUAGGGGACAGUAGCUAGACCCCGUGCCUUGGUUUUCUACAUCCCUGCAGUUUUUGUCACUGCCUUCUUCCUUUGUAUUUCCCACCUAGGCAGUAGGCAAGUUGCCAUAACCAGACUGUACCAUGGAAAGCUUACAGUCUCAUGAGAGGGAGUAAUUCCACCUGGUCUGGAUUUUGGACCAUAUUAAACCAAGUCAACUUACCAGCAUUUCAGUUGGCAGGUGUGAAAUGGCUUGUUUAAGAUCAAGAACCCUAAACUCUUAAAGGAAGUUUUGGUCAGUACUGUAGAGAAAUCAUUUUGAUUCACUUUUUCUUCUUUUAUUUUUUUCCUUAAUUUUUUAAAAGUAGCCAGUGUUUUGGCUUCCAAAGUAUUCCUUGCUUCAAGCCUUUUUUGAUUAAAAAAGGCAUCCAUUAGAAUAAAAACCAUCAUGCCACAAAAAGCAAAAUGCGCUCUGCCAUUAGCUAUGAAAAACAAAUGGUUUAGCAAAUGCAAAAUAAUGUUCUAGAUGCAUCGCUGGAUGAACACGGUUAUUUUUUGUUAGCUGUUAAGAAUAAGAGGUUAUUGCCAAGUUUUUAUUCUGGUAUACUAUAUUAGUAAACUGAGGAUGGAGUACUGCUACAAUCAUUUUCUUUUUAAUUACAGCACUUCAUUCAUGAAGAAAAGAUCAAGUUUAAAAACUGCAACAGCUGAGUUUAUUUUAGUUGCGUUGUGUCUUCAUUUCUAACCUACUUUCUUUCAAUCAAUCAGAAUGUAUGGUCACACAGAUACAAGUAUUUGGGUUUAAUUAUGUUUUGUAUACUCUCACCAACUGACUUAAAAGGUAUUGCUACCAUGUGCUAGCUUUGGGCACUUUUACACAUUUAUUUCAAUGUUAAUAAUCAGCGGCUCAGCACUUUUUUUUGGGGUUGCUUUUAAACUUAUUCAUAGUAGUUUUAUUUGUACACUUGGUUCUGGCUGUCUCAGUGACCUGUCUUAAACAGCACAUCUAAAAGUUAAAACUAGACUCAUGUUUUAUGAUAAAUUUACAUGCAUACAAGGAUGAAUUGUUUUUUUAAAGAAAUGAGCUAUAUUGAUACAUAGCCAUCGGAUUUGUUUGAAUGCCAGUGGAAAUAAACAGCUGGCAGUCCUUCCUUUUAAUCUGUACGACGCUCCUAAAAGAAAGGCCUUUGUAGACAUUUUACAAAAGAGUAUGAAACAUACCACCCAAUGUUCUGUCUGUUUAGGUUGUUGAGCAUUUUUGCACAACGUCAUUAGGAGGCUGACACCGAAUGCAGUCUUUGUCCACCCAUAUUUACAUACAUGCAAGAAAAGUAUAAGAUACUUUGCUGUAGCAAAUUUUAUGUAACAAAGAUAUAUCGUCACAUUAAUAAAUUUAAAGAAAUCCUUUGUAUGAAAAUGUUAAAAUCUUUUGUAUUUCAUUUAGACCAAGGACAUGCUGCUGUAUGCUAGCUGUAUGCGAUAAAUUCUACAGUAACUUUGUUGUCGUUUAUGAACUUUAAAAGAUUUUAAUAAAUGUUGGAGAUCACAAUUUGA